This is a messenger RNA of Durusdinium trenchii, 327 nucleotides long. Lineage: Eukaryota; Dinophyceae; Suessiales; Symbiodiniaceae. The record is from the annotation of a GenBank genome assembly.
AUGGUUCUGUCAAAGAAGCCUUCAGGAGACUUCUCUUGGGGCAUGAUCCGAGCGCCCUUCGACCUUCAAAAGGAUGAAAGGGUUCAAGGAGGCUUCGAGAAAGGGGGGUUUCAUGAAGGGGGCCUUCAAGGAAGCUUCAGGAAGGAGUUUGAAGUCCGCAUGGGAACGAAGGGUCUUCACAUCACAGCAUACAUCACGUCCAGAUCAUCAUCCCGUCAUCAUCAUCCGUGUUACUUCACUGAAGCAGCUGGAUCUUCCGCCACGCGUAGCAGCGCCAGGCCACGAAGAGCACUCCCAAGGCGUUCGCCUAUGCCUGUGGGCCUUUGA